Messenger RNA from Annulohypoxylon truncatum, 1169 nucleotides. Its product is annotated as eukaryotic mitochondrial regulator protein-domain-containing protein. NCBI's taxonomy places the organism in Eukaryota, Fungi, Ascomycota, Sordariomycetes, Xylariales, Hypoxylaceae. The record is from RefSeq and is a predicted model, not a curated record. Gene Ontology annotation, cellular component: mitochondrial small ribosomal subunit. Gene Ontology annotation, biological process: mitochondrial translation. Gene Ontology annotation, molecular function: structural constituent of ribosome. Bases 85 to 1071 code for a protein of 328 amino acids. The transcript is spliced from 2 exons.
CCAAGCUUUUUUUUUUCUUCCACAAAUUCUUAUCAAAGCUUCCAUCUACACACCCUCCAGUUUGAGGCGUCCUAUGUCGCUACGAUGCCACCACGCCUACCAACUGCGUCAGCGGCAACCUCUGCCUUGACUAGAUCAGCUCUACCGAAUGUGAACCAAUGUGUCUCUCUGCCACGUUCGCAGACAAAGGCUAACUUCUCGACAACCUCGAGUCGUACUCACUUCAGUAGAGCACGCCGCAGUUUUAGACAUUGGAUCAACGGUCCCGGGUCGGUUUACCGUAAACAUAAUCCCGGAAAUACCAAUUAUCUUUGGAGGGGUAUUCCCAAUCCCGACAAACCAUUUCCCCUCAAUCCCCAGUUCAUAAGUGAGCCUGUCCUAGACGAUCGUGCUAGGGAAUUGAUCUGGGAGAAGGUGAUGCGAAAUGGCGAGACUAUCAAGGCAGUGUCUGCCGAACUAGGUGUUGAUAUUAGGAGAGUAGCGGCGGUUGUGAGGUUAAAAGAAGUCGAGAAGGACUGGGAAGCCAAAGGGCAGAAGCUGGCGAAACCGUAUGCGAAAGCUGUAUUGUCCAUGCUUCCUACCCAUACAUUCAAGGCUGGUCAGCGAAACGAACCCUUCGAGUCCAUUAAUGAGCUACAUGUACAUCCGUACACGAUGAAGCAGAUCUUCUGGCCGACGUCUGAGUCGCGACAUUUUACUCGUGCCGAUGCCGCCAAAGCCUUUCACCCUAAGAUGUUAUCCGCGGAUGAGCGAGUCCCUCAUCCAGAACUGAUUCAGAUGGAGAGGGAGGUGUUGCAAGGUCGUCCAUUAUAUGACGCUUCAGAGAGGUUUAAGCAGGCUGUGAUGGAGUCGGAAAGGAAGGCAGCCGAGAAAGAAAUCGAAAAGGCAGGUAUAGAAGAGAAAUACACCACCCGAAUUCCCACGAAGCGCUUUGAAUACCGUUUCAAACAAAUCAAUUCGGAAAAUGUCGGUCCCACGGGUAGGGCUCGAAACGCGGUUGGCUGGAGGUAUGGUGCGCCGCACUAUGACCGGUCCAAGGGUGAAGUCAAGAUUCCCACUUCAGUACCUUAAUCCUAGGCGGGUCGAUUGUGUGAGGAUCUCUGUACGAUCUCUGUACAAAACCUUUACGAACAUAUUAUAGACAAGCAUGGGGUUAGACGACCCUCGAG